This is a messenger RNA of Dichomitus squalens LYAD-421 SS1, 1065 nucleotides long. RefSeq lists its product as uncharacterized. The record is from RefSeq and is a predicted model, not a curated record. NCBI's taxonomy places the organism in Eukaryota, Fungi, Basidiomycota, Agaricomycetes, Polyporales, Polyporaceae. Bases 1 to 1065 code for a protein of 354 amino acids. The transcript has 2 exons.
AUGGCCUUCGGGCGACGAGGUUUAGGUUCUGAGGAUUUGCAUAUUAUGGCCGCUGUGCGACCAAAGCUCGCUGUGCUCCCGUCAAGUGGAGCGGACAAUGUCUGGAGCAGGACCAAUUCGUCGAGGUCGGAUUUCUUGGAUCUGACGCCCAGCCCUGCUAGUCCCGAGGCGCGAACCACUGCCUUCGCGUCCUCUCUGAGGUACAAGGCCACAACCAGUGCGCAGCCUUCUGGCCAUGGCAACGUUAAGAAGAUGCGGAGGAGAGUCGCUCUUCUGAGUGGAAUCCAUCUCAACCUCCCGAGUUCCCCGAUCGUCAGCACCCCUCCGCCAGGUUCUUCCACAGGAACCGUGUGGACGUUCACUGCGGAAUGGGAUUCAACAGGCGACGGGUUCAUUCUCAGCGAACUCGAGAGCUCAAGCUCGUCGGGAUCGUCGUCUGCGAGUAUGCGGUUCUUCUCGAGCCCCGUUCCGCGCGACGUGAACGAAGACGAGGUCGAAUUCGAGGCUAGCUCUCCUCUUCAAACCAAAACGAAGGCCAUGGCCAUAUCCCUGUCCAGUCACAUUCACGCGAUGGCUUCGACGUCUUCUGCUACUUCGACGAUCAUCCGUUCGCCUGUCUCCACGGCGGUCACCGACAUUUUCGACUUGUACUCAACGACGCCGAACACGCAAUCCUUCGAUCUUCCCGAUUCUAUGAGCGACUCGUCAUCCGCUCCCUCAUCUCCCGUCGACACCCCAUCUCCAACGGACUCUUCCGCGCCGCCUUCUCCGCCUUCCAACGGUGCGAGCAAGAUGCCCCCGCCGACUGUUUCGGUAACCUACUUCGAGGAAAGACGUCUGGAGGACCAAUAUGUUGCACAAACGAGGCACUCGGAGGGGUCGUCUUAUACCGACGUCCCUGUCGAGCAACAAAUUGUUGUCGCGCCCAUGUCGGCGUUCGAGGCUGUCUCAUGGGCAUCGAUUCUCCCUGAGAACCCGCAUUACGCACCUGCGCCCAAAACAGCUGGAGUUGUCUUCAAGCGGCCCAGGCCACUGCCACCUGUACCUGUCCAGAGGCGAGCAUGA